CUAUGGGCGUUAAGAUUUUUGAAUCAUAAAUUUUCAAAAUGUAGUGAGGUUCUUUUAUUAUGGAGGAAAGUGAAUCCCUUUUAGUUCCCCUACAGCGGAUGCGUGAAAAUGCUUCAGUUGAAUAUGAGUUGUGGAAGCUUACAGAAACACUUUUUCAUGAUUUAGAAAUAUGCAGAAAUGAAAAUAUAAAGCUAAGAAAGCAAUUGGACGAUUUAUCGAACAGGGAUAAAUCAUUUUCACAUCUUCAUCUGGAAAUAGAAGAAGAAAAUUUGAGAUAUAAGAAUGAAAAUAAAACUCUGAUAUGCAAAUUGAAUAACCAAAAACUUCAAUUUGAUACGGAAAUAUCUGAGAUCGAGAAAACAUGCGAAAUGAGAAUAAAAAAUUUAGAAGAAGAGUAUAAAAAAAUAAAACAAAAAUUGAGUCAGAAAGAGAAAGAAUUUUUUGAGGAAUUACAAUUGGCCCAAACAACAGCAGCAUAUGAAUUCGAAAAAAUUGAGAAAAAAUUAAAAUGGCAGCUUUCUGAAGCCAACAAGCAACUUUCUGAGAGUAAUUUGAUCAACAGUAAAUUACGUGCACAGUUAGAAAAUAUGCAUAAUACACAGAAUAUGCGAGUGAGUACAUCGAAUGAGCACACUAUGUCAAAAAAUUUGGAUAUGGCAUUUUUCAAGAACACAGAAAUGUCAACGUUAUCCGUCUCAAAUUUUGAUAAAUCGAAAAAAUCAGAAGGUUAUGAUAUAAUUGCCAAUACUACUGGUUUACGGACGUACGAACCACUUCAAGUCGAAUGUUUUCCAGUUGAUGAGAAAAAUUCUGAAAGACAAACACCAAUUCUUUUCAAAGGAAAACCACGACCUUUCAAAAAAAUGGGGGCUCAAAAAUCAAACGCACCAAAUACUUCAAGAGUUCCGCCUCUCAUACCCUGUUCUGAUGCUGCACCUACAAAUACAAAGAAGAGGAAACUUCACGAUCCCGAUGAUUUAUCAUACCUUAUCGAUUUAAUACCCCAAGAAGAUUAUUGAGUUUGUAUGUUAAUUCUAAAUAUAUCCAUCUCUUUACUCGUCACUAAUAACAAUAUUCACUAUUGAAAUGAUUCAAUACAACUGGCGUGGUGUUCGAUUAUUUCUUUCGAGUUGUAUUACAUAGAUAAAUUGAAAUAUUAAAAAUAAGAUUUGUUUGUCUAUGUCUCACGGAGCAUAAACCAUGG
This is a messenger RNA of Coccinella septempunctata (seven-spotted ladybird), 1204 nucleotides long. RefSeq lists its product as uncharacterized. The coding region runs from base 60 to 1019 and encodes 319 amino acids. The record is from RefSeq and is a predicted model, not a curated record. NCBI's taxonomy places the organism in Eukaryota, Metazoa, Arthropoda, Insecta, Coleoptera, Coccinellidae. The transcript is spliced from 5 exons.